GAAAGUAUGUUAACCUAGAACCAUCUAGCUUGAUGUCCUGUUUUUUGAAUGCUGCUCCUUUCAUGGGUGUGGUGGGACUGGUGUUGCUUCUCCUUCUCCCAUCUCAACUCUCUGAGAUUGUCAAUGGCUAUGUCUCUCUUUAGCUUACCAUUACAUUGCCCAAAUUUUAAUUGAACCCAAGUGCUGUCUCUUAUGUGAAUGUUUAGAAAGCUACUCCGGGAGGAUCAAUUGGAGCCUGUUACCAAAGCAGCACAGCAAGAAGAGUUGGAAAGAAGGAAGCGCCUGGAGCAGCAGAGGAAAGAUUAUGCAGCCCCUAUUCCUACUGUCCCGCUGGAGUUCCUCCCUGAGGAAAUUGCUUUACGAGCAAGUGAUGGUCACCAACUGCCUCCUCGGGUCUUGGCCCAGGAAGUCAUUUGUUUGGACAGUAGCAGCGGCAGUGAGGAUGAAAAAAGCAGUCGAGAUGAGGUGAUUGAACUGAGCUCUGGAGAGGAGGACACUCUGCACAUUGUAGACAGCAGUGAGUCUGUUAGUGAAGAGGAUGAGGAAGAAGAGAAGGGUGGCACCCACGUCAAUGAUGUCUUAAACCAGCGUGACACCCUUGGGCGGGUCCUUGUCAACUUAAACCACCCUCCAGAGGAGGAAAAUGUCUUCCUUGCCCCACAGUUGGCACGGGCUGUGAAACCUCAUCAGGUACAGCAAACCUUGAUUCUUUUCUCUUCUUCCUUUCUGUUUCCUUGCUGUGAACAUUACCUGUUGGUGGUUAUUAGUGUCAUAGCCCAUGAAAUACUUGUUUGGUACCAAGAGCAGCUUGUUCAGCUAUUGGAAAGACCUCAUAGUUCCUUCUAGCAGUUGAUGCUCUGGGAUACCUGAUGAAUAGGAAGGGAUGGGGAAAGGGAAGAAACAAGCCUUAGGUUUGCCCUACCCCAUAGAAAGCACUGGGUCUCUUGACCUAAUAAUUUGAGUCUCUUUCUGUGGGAUUCCAUGACUGAGGUGCUCUCUGGAAAGCAGCAGUUUGAUUAGGAAGGUCUGGAUCUAGAAGAGAUGUGAGAGUCAGAAGAUGGAGGGACUUUCUGAUAGGAGGGAACAGGGUAGUUUGUGUUGAUCCAGAGCCUGGAGCCAGGAUAAGUGAGUAAAAGUUCCAUGAAGACAGACAUUGACUC
This is a messenger RNA of Cebus imitator (Panamanian white-faced capuchin), 1160 nucleotides long. RefSeq names its product helicase ARIP4-like. Bases 199 to 846 code for a protein of 215 amino acids. Gene Ontology annotation, cellular component: nucleus. The record is from RefSeq and is a predicted model, not a curated record. NCBI's taxonomy places the organism in Eukaryota, Metazoa, Chordata, Mammalia, Primates, Cebidae. Gene Ontology annotation, molecular function: ATP hydrolysis activity. The transcript has 3 exons.